AUGCCCACAGUGCAAGUAAAAAAAAGCUCUCUUGGGCGACCCCGAAAACCAGCUGAAGAUGCCAAAUCCACGCGACGCGCCCAGGUCCGCGAAGCGCAACAGGCAUAUCGAUCUCGCCAACAGUCCCAGCUCUCUUCGCUGAAAGCUCGCGUAGAGCAAUUGGAAGAUGUGUUUAACCAUUUGAGCCAGACCAUGCACACAUUCGAUUUCCAGGUGAUCCGGAAUGGGUCGCAGUUGUCUCAACCUGAACUUUUCCGGACAGUUGAGUUGUUGCGGGAUGAUAUAGUGUCCCAUUUAAAGCAAGCCGAUAUUCGCUUUCAGGAGUCCCCAAAUAAGCAAUCUCUAGAACCAUUACAAGCUGUCGUCAAGAAACCCCAUGCGCAGGUCGCAUCCGAGGUGCCAAUGGGCAGAUUAAAAGACCACACUUUGGAGUCUGACUUCUGGAAAUUGUUUUUGGGUUCGUCGGCUGCCAUAAUUCCAUCGACUAAUAUGCAGGCCCUGGGUAACCAAUCGAAUGAUUUGGUUCCCAUUCCUGUGGCACCAUCUAUUACUGAAACACACACCAUCCAAUAUGCAACCACACCCUUCACCCAACGACUUUAUCGCGCUUGCGCUGAAAGUGGCCAUCGGUUUCUGUCAAAUCCCUCAUAUAAAGAUGAAGAUAUGUGGGAGUUUGGAUUACUGCUACAAAGAAUGCCACGAGCAGAGAUCCGAGAUUAUUUCGCACGCGUCGUCAACGCGGAACCUUGCCAUCCUAUCAUCGAUGCUCGAUUUCCAUAUAUCAGCCUCGGUGGUGCAGGAACACACUUUUUACAACCUUCUAGUGACGACUUUUCAGAUAGCUUCGCCCACUUCCAAACAACAAAUGGCGUGACUUAUCUUCCUGCAGACGAAGACUGGUUUGAUGUGCAUGAUGUCGAGAGAUACCUGCUCAACCGAGGAAUCGGCGUAGGCGAGUUUCCUUCGUCCACCCUUAUGAUAUCUUAUUCCUCUAGUUCAGGCGCUAGGCCUUCGAACUUAGAGGCCCCCCAUGGCCAAUUACCGGAUGGUAUGAUGAUGGUCAUCGACGAGUAUAAGUUGAUCAACCGUACGCUUACACUAUUAUUUGCUCUUAUUUCCGAUGCAGAAUAUAAUGAUAAGAGCUAA
Molecule: messenger RNA, 1146 nt
Organism: Penicillium hordei
Lineage: Eukaryota; Fungi; Ascomycota; Eurotiomycetes; Eurotiales; Aspergillaceae
Product: bZIP transcription factor
Exons: 2
Coding region: 1-1146 (381 amino acids)
Biological process (GO): regulation of DNA-templated transcription
Molecular function (GO): DNA-binding transcription factor activity
Source: RefSeq, a predicted model, not a curated record